Molecule: messenger RNA, 1092 nt
Organism: Pieris macdunnoughi
Lineage: Eukaryota; Metazoa; Arthropoda; Insecta; Lepidoptera; Pieridae
Source: the annotation of a GenBank genome assembly
AUGGCCUUACAAUUAAUAUCUUCAAGUGAUAGCGAUAGUGAUAGUGAUCUGGAAGUUCUAGGAUUAUUAUCAGAUUCGGAAAGUGAUGAUUCCAACAAUAACGGACCAAGACCAAGACCAAGGCGGAUAAAACGAAUAAAUUUUAUGCAUAACCUAAACGAUACCGACUUCACUUUUAGAUUUAGGUUAAAUAAACCUGCAGUGGAAUUACUUUUGACCGAAAUUAUGCCCUUUGUACGAGUAACAUCGAUGCGAAAUAAUGGCGUGCCACCACUACAUCAGCUUUUAUUGACGCUGCGGUUUUAUGCAUUGGGCACAAUGCUAAUUUCCGUGGCCGAUUUCAUAGGCGUUUCCAAAUCUUCUGCAGGCAGAAUAGUGCGGGACAUAUCUGUCGCAAUCGCCAGAUUGUACGAUAAAUAUGUUGUAAUGCACCAACAAGGUGCAGAUAAAUUUUAUUCAAUAGCACAAUUUCCUCGGGUUCUUGGUGCUAUUGACUGUACUCAUAUUCGCAUCCAAUCUCCAUGUCUAACUAUAGGAGAGGAAUUUAGAAAUAGGAAAAACUAUUUUUCAUUGAAUGUCCAAGCAGUUUGUGAUGCAGAUUUGAGACUAAUGAAUGUGGUUGCUCGUUGGCCUGGCUCAACACAUGAUGCCACCAUUUUUAAUAACUCUGUCUUGAGAGCCCAAUGUGAUUCAGGAGCAUUUGGUAAUCGAUGGUUGCUUGGUGAUAGUGCAUAUCCUAAUAGAAACUAUUUAUUGACACCAAUAUUAAGUCCCGUUUCUGAUCAUGAACAGAGAUACAAUUAUGCUCAAAUAAAAACCAGAAAUACCAUUGAAAGGACUUUUGGAGUGUGGAAGCGCCGCUUCCCUGUAAUAGCCCUAACCCUGCGAUUAUCGCUUCGAACUGUCCAAGCUGUCAUUAUUGCUACAGCAGUUCUCCAUAAUAUCUGUAGAAGUUAUAAUCUGGCAGAAGUUUCUCCAGAAGUUGAGUUGCCGCCCACUGAUAUUGCAGAUAUCAAUGAAGGACCCCAAAAUGCAGGAUUACAUGAUAUCAGACAGCGAACUGAUUUAGUUAAUAAUUACUUUAGAAAUUAG